AUGUGUUGGAACCCAAUAUCCAUGAAGUUCACAGGAGUAGUAUGCAUUGCGUUUGUGAUAGUUCUUGUGUCCGCUUUAGCUCCGACCAAAGCAGUCUUGGAAGAGAAAGCGGAAUGCAUCCCAACAGAACUUUUGUCAUGCUUACCAGCAAUACAAACCGGAAGUCAACCGACCGCCGAUUGCUGUGGAAAACUGAAAGAACAAGAGUCAUGUUUGUGUGGUUACAUCCGGAAUCCAUUAUUUUCUCAGUAUGUUACUUCUGAAAAUGCUCAUAAGACUUUAGCGAAUUGUGGUAUACCUUAUCCUACUUGUUAA
Molecule: messenger RNA, 315 nt
Organism: Raphanus sativus (radish)
Lineage: Eukaryota; Viridiplantae; Streptophyta; Magnoliopsida; Brassicales; Brassicaceae
Product: non-specific lipid-transfer protein 2-like
Exons: 1
Coding region: 1-315 (104 amino acids)
Biological process (GO): lipid transport
Source: RefSeq, a predicted model, not a curated record